This is a messenger RNA of Centruroides sculpturatus (bark scorpion), 4240 nucleotides long. RefSeq lists its product as uncharacterized. NCBI's taxonomy places the organism in Eukaryota, Metazoa, Arthropoda, Arachnida, Scorpiones, Buthidae. Gene Ontology annotation, molecular function: nucleic acid binding. The record is from RefSeq and is a predicted model, not a curated record. The transcript has 2 exons. Gene Ontology annotation, biological process: DNA integration.
CGGCACGUGCAAGACGGACGGCCCUGUUUAGUGUAUGGGACUGGAGAUCGUCCGGUCCAAGUAUAACCCUGAAUAAAGUAUUCAGAGUAAGUGUUUGUAUUCCUGUCUUAAGUGCGUCACAAACGGCGUAUAAACACAAAGCAAACCAUAUAAAACAUGGUGGCAGUGGAUAAUCAAGCCAGUAAAGGAAACGAGGCUUAACAAACACGCGCCAGCUUAACAAGUAAUUAGAAACUUCGUUCAAAGGUUGAGCUGCGGCAGACAGACAGUCUCCUUUGUAUAUCAAAAUAACGAUUACUUUAAAGUAACAGGAAAAAAUAUAUAAUUAAAAAGCGAGAUGAAUAGUUUAACUCCUCCGGAACCAUUUUCCAUGGACACGUCGAAUCCAGAAAAUUGGAGUUUAUGGAAGCAACGAUUUGAUAUUUAUGCAACGGCUAUAGAUUUACCUGCAAAAAGUAUUCCACAGCAGAGAGCCAUCCUACUCCAUAUUAUCGGAGAGAAAGGCUUAGAAAUAUACAAUAAUUUCCAUUUAGACGAAAAUACCUCGAAUCCGACAGUGGAUGAAAUCUUAGCUAAAUUCACGGACCAUUUCCAGCCGUAUAAGAACACUAUCUAUAGUAGAUAUGUAUUUUUCUCGCUUGUACAGAAACCAGAACAAACUGUAGACGAAUUUGUAACAGAGCUAUGUACAAAAGCUCAAGGAUGUGAUUUUGGCACCCUAACCGAAUCUCUUAUAAGAGACAGAAUUGUCUUAGGCACACAAGAUGAUAGUAUCAGACAAAAAAUGCUGCAAAAUCCGACAUUAACAUUGGCCAAGGCAAUAGACAUGACAAGAGCAUCCGAACUAUCUAAGCACCAAUUAUCUAAAAUCAGGGCAACAGAAAUAACAGUGAACAAAGUGAAAAGUCAGUUUCCAAGACAAAAAGAUAAACCGAAAAAAUCGAAUACGUGUAUGACGAAUAAAAAUAGUGUCAAGAAUAAAAAAUGUUACAAAUGCCUAACUAUACACGAGUAUGGAAACUGUCCAGUUUUUGGCAAAUUUUGUUAUAAAUGCAAAAAGAAAAACCAUUUUUCUUCAGCAUGUGAAGCGAAGAAAAUAAAUGAAAUUGAUAAUACUAAUUCCACCAUCAUCUCAGAUGAGGAAGAUUAUCUAUUGGAUAGAAUCGUUGUGCUGAAUGAAGUCACGCAUGAACACUGGGAAGAAGUAAUUGAAAUAAAUGGGAAUCCUACUAAAAUAAAAUUAGAUACUGGAGCGGACACUAAUGUUAUUUCUUGGACGCAUUUGAAGCAGUGGACCAAUCCUCCAAAGAUAAAACAGACCAAGGUCAAAGCCUAUACCUUCACACGUGAGAGAAUACCGAUCGUUGGUGAAUGUCACCUCCAACUCAAGUCUGGAAGCCAUGAAACCACGAGCAAAUUCCUUGUCGUCAGGACACGUGGGUUACCUCUAUUGUGCGGAGAUGCAUGCAAAAAGCUAAACCUAAUUAAAAGGAUAAAUUCUAUUACACCGGAACUUAACCCAGAAAAUAUUUUGGAAUCCUAUUCCAGUGUGUUUGAGGGAAGUGGCAAACUUAAACAUGAGGUUAUAAUCAAAUUAAAUCAAAAUGCAAUUCCAAAACUUGUCCCUCCUAGAAGGAUCCCAGAAGCUUUAAAAACAGAAGUUAAACAAGAAUUAGAGGAUCUGGUUAGAAAAGGAAUCUUAAAAAAGACAGAAGAAACUUCUAGUUGGCUCCAUCCAAUGGUUAUUGUUAAAAAGAAACAAGGAAAAUUACGCCUGUGUAUGGAUCNGCGUGAAUUAAAUAAAUACAUUAUUAGAGAUAAUUAUCAGAUACCAUCGCCAACAGAACUGUUAUCAAGCAUUCCAAAAGCUAGAUAUUAUACAGUUAUGGAUGCUAAAUCAGCCUUCUUUCAGCUACCAGUAGAAGAACAAUCACAAAAACUGUUGAUAAUGAAUACACCUUUCGGAAAGUAUAAAUUUACAAGAUUGCUGUUUGGAAUCACAACAGCAUCAGAGCAUUUUCAAAGAGCCAUCGACACAAUACUUUCAGAUAUUGAAGGCAUUUACACAUAUAUGGAUGAUGUUCUAAUCUAUGGUAACACAUUAAGAGAGCAUAAUCAAAAACUGAUAAAAGUCUUAAAAAGAGCAGAAACUCAUGGUCUUAAAUUUGAAAAAAGCAAGAUCCAACUGGCACAAAGGCAAGUCACCUUUGUAGGGCACAUAAUAGGACCAGACGGUAUAAAACCAGAAGAAUCAAAACUUAUUGCUAUUCAACAGUUAAAAGAACCAGAAAACCAAAACGCACUACAAAGAUUCUUGGGAUUAGUGAACUAUUUAGGCAAAUUUAUACCUAAUUUAUCAAAUCUCACACACAAUCUUAGGCAGCUGCUCAGGAAAAAUAUUGAAUGGACAUGGACAGAAGAGGCAAGAAGGGAUUUUAAUUAUAUAAAGAAAAUUCUAACGCAGCCUCAAACAUUAGCACAAUUUGAUUCAAACAAAAUUAUAACCCUACAUACAGAUGCCAGUCAACAUGCUCUAGGAGCAGCAAUUACACAGGAAGGAAAACCCUUAGCUUUUUCAUCAUCAUCUUUGAAUGAUACACAGCAAAACUAUUCCCAAAUCGAAAAGGAACUACUCGCCUUAUAUUAUGGAUGUAAAAAAUUUGAUCACCUGCUACUUGGAAGAUCGUUUGUAGCAUAUACCGAUCACCAACCUUUAAUCACACUAAUUAAAAAACCAUUAAGUACAUUGUCUCCUUGACUGCAGAGAUUAAUGCUAAAGUUAUUGGCUUACGACUUCAAGUUAUACUACAAGCCGGGAAGAGAUAAUCUCAUUGCAGAUAUUCUUUCAAGGGACAUAAGGCAUCCUACACCCAAUUUCUCAACACCAGACCUAGAUGAACAAGUAUUAAUAAGAACAGUUGGUAUGAAAAUCACAGACACCAAACUCAUAGAAUUAGCUGAAAACACAAGACAAGAUCAAAGUCUGCAGACUGUAAAGAAAUACAUAUCAGAAGGAUGGCCGGUACAUAAAAAGUCUAUCCCAUCAAACAUCAAACCCUACUACGAUUUUAAAGAAGACCUAUACCUAUGGAAGGAUAUUAUAUGUAAAGGACCUGCCAUAAUAAUUCCAGAGAAACAAAGAACCAGAGUUCUACAGCAAAUUCAUGCUGCACAUCUGGGAAUCAACGCUUCACUCAGCAGAGCGAGGAAUAAGGUAUACUGGCCAGGAAUGAAUCGUGACAUAGAAGAAGCAGUAAAAUCUUGUAGACAAUGUCAAAGAUUUCGACCAGCUCAGACAAAAGAACCUUUGAUACCCCACAGAAUUCCUACAUAUCCAUGGCAAGAAGCAACAGCGGAUAUUUUCUAUUUGGCCAGCAGUCCAUAUUUGCUAAUUGUGGAUAGAUACAGUGCCUAUCCAGAAGUUUAUAAAAUGCCAUCGACUGAUGCUUCCAAAGUUAUUCCCAAGUUCAAAGAAACUUUUUCGCGAUUUGGAAGUCCAGAAAUAUUAAUGACUGAUAAUGGUCCCCCAUUCUCGUCAGUAGCUUUUAAUCGCUUCUGUGACAAAUGGAGUAUCAAGCAUAGUACAUCUAGUCCUCGAUAUCCCCAGAGUAAUGGCCACAUAGAACGACAUGUGCAAACAAUAAAAAACAUACUUAAAAAGACAUCAGAAGCAGGUCAAGAUCAGUAUUUGGCUUUGCAAAACUGGAGAAACACUCCUAGGAACUCAUUACCAUCACCAGCUCAGCUGUGCAUGGGAAGGAACAUAAGGUCAACACUUCCAUGCAAAUCAUCCCAUUAUCACCAAUUCCAAUUUCGUAGAGAGGAUAUCCAACAACAACUGGAGCAGAACCAGAACAAGAUGUCAAUGUAUUAUGACAGAGGUAGUGUUCCCCUCAAUCCGUUGAGACCGUCAACACAAGUUUUAGUGCAUACAGGAAAAGAAUGGUCUCCGGCAACUGUUGUAAAACCUCUAAAUGAACCCAGAUCAUACUUAAUAGAAGAUUCACACGGUCAACAGUACCGAAGAAACAGAGUGCAUCUGAAACCGAAUCACAGCCCCAGAAAAGCACCUCAAGAGAAAGGUGAAGAGAAACAAGAAAAUGGAAAGGAAGAAACUGAGGAAAAGGAAGAAGGAGUAAUCUCCAAAGAAAAGGACUUUCAAACUCCAACAAGAAAAACUAGUUCAGGAAGAAUUAUUAAAGCUCCUGUUCGACUCAAUUUGUAAAUAUGUAUGUAUUUA